This is a messenger RNA of Dipodomys spectabilis (banner-tailed kangaroo rat), 2134 nucleotides long. It is a transcript of the gene Znf239, whose product is annotated as zinc finger protein 239. The coding region runs from base 704 to 1855 and encodes 383 amino acids. The transcript is spliced from 3 exons. The record is from RefSeq and is a predicted model, not a curated record. NCBI's taxonomy places the organism in Eukaryota, Metazoa, Chordata, Mammalia, Rodentia, Heteromyidae.
GGGACUUGUAGUUCGGGCCUGACGGAGGACGCGGGUCGGUGUGGGGAUCCUGGCGUCUCUCCCCGAGGCCUCCACGUGGGAGGACUCUGCCCUUCCCGGAGGAUGUGGCCGCAGUCCAGGAAAGUUGAGUGAAAAUUCUAUGGAGAUUCUUGAAGAAAAAGAACAUAAGUACUCCGUACAUGAGCUUUCCUGCUGCCUAAUUUUGGAAGAAACUACAACCACUCAGUACCCGGAUGUCAGGAUUACAUAGUGAAUCUUCAAGGGGGAACAGAACAGGGAUCCUGAACUAGAUUCAAAGGUGAAGAACAGCCUGAUGCCAGUGGCUCUACCUAUAAUUGUUGCAACUCAGGAGACUAUGAUCUAAAAAUCAGUUUGAAGCCAGCCCGAACAAGAAAGUCUGAAACUCUUAUUUGCAAUUCACCAACAAAAGCCGAAAAUGGACCUGUGGUUUAAGUGGUAGAGCACUUGAGGGGGGAAAGAAAUAAAAAAGCUCAGGGACAGCAUCUAGACCCUAAGAAGCCCCAGGACUGGUACACACACACACACACACACACACACACACACACACACACACACAAGUGGAGAAAAAACAUUCUACCAUAUUUCCACGAACACAAAGAGUGUGGUAAUUCUUCAAAGUGAUUUUGCAAAUAUAAAAACAAAUAAAAACAAAAAAAAUUGUCUUUGAAAAGUCUAAAGCCAAAUGGCCAUACGAGACUCCUCUGUGGAGUUCUGUAAGAAGGAGUCUCAGGAGAGCAAAGGUCUCUUUGUAAAUGAAGAGAGCACCGAGAGCAAAGUGUUAGUAAGCAGAGAAAGUCCUCACGAGGCCCAUCCUUCAGACAACCCUCAACUCCACCUUGCAUCUGCUGUAACAGAGGUGGGGCUGCCAUUGCUCAGUGGUCAGGCACCUUGCCAGAAUGGACAAUUGAAAGGAUCUCCUGCUAGUUUCGACUGUCACUGUAAAGAUGUUUGUGAGCCACAGCCCCUGUUGGUCAGUUGCAGUCAUCAAAGCACUCACACAGAGGGGACGUCCUGCGGCCAUGAGCACUAUGAGGACAGACUUCAUCCCCAUGAGACUGUGCAAGCUGCAGAGAAACUUUGCAAAUGUGAUCAGGAUGGGAAACCCUGCAAUCAGAAUGCAGAGCCACGUCACCACCAAGGGGACCUCAAAGAAAAACCCUACAGAUGUGAGCAGUGCGGGAAAAGCUUCACACGGAGCUCUAGCCUGCUCAUCCACCAUGCCGUCCACACGGACGAGAAACCUUACAAGUGUGACAAGUGCGGGAAAGGCUUCACGCGGAGCUCCAGCCUGCUCAUCCACCACGCUGUCCACACUGGAGAGAAACCUCACAAAUGUGACAAGUGCGGGAAAGGCUUCAGCCAGAGCUCCAAACUGCAUAUCCACCAGCGAGUGCACACGGGGGAGAAGCCCUACGAGUGUGGCGAGUGUGGCAUGAGUUUCAGUCAGCGCUCAAACCUGCACAUACACCAGCGAGUGCACACAGGGGAGAGGCCCUACAAGUGCAGGGAGUGUGGGAAAGGCUUCAGCCAGAGUUCGAACCUGCACAUUCACCGGUGCAUCCACACGGGAGAGAAACCCUACCAGUGCUACGAGUGUGGGAAGGGCUUCAGCCAGAGCUCAGACCUUCGCAUUCACCUCCGUGUCCACACCGGAGAGAAGCCCUACCACUGUGGCAGGUGUGGGAAAGGCUUUAGUCAGAGCUCCAAGCUCCUCAUCCACCAGCGGGUACACACUGGGGAGAAGCCUUACGAGUGCGGCCAGUGUGGGAAGGGCUUCAGCCAGAGCUCCAACCUCCACAUCCACCAGCGGGUACACAGCAAGGACCCUCGCUGAGAGACAUGGGUCUGCUCAGUCCUUCAAAAUACUUGUGUUGUGAAGAUGCAAUAUUUUGAAGCUGAGUACCAGUGGUUCAUGCCUAUAAUCAUUGCUACUUAGGAGGCUGAAAUCUGAAGAUUGCAGUUCAGAAACAGCCUGAGCAGGAAAGUCUGUGAGAACUCUUACCUUAAUUAAACUAUCGUAAAAGCUGGAAAUAAAUUAAAUGUUCAAGUGGUAGAGCACUAGCCCUCAGCAAAAAAAAAAAACUCAAGGACAGCACCCAGGCCCUGAGUUCGA